CUACCCCCAUAACACUUCACAGCGCAUUCCUCUCAUCGAAGCACACAAUUGGUACAAAGUAAAAGCCUUAGAUACCCAAAAAAUCUCGUCUUUCCUCUCCAUUAGAAUCCAUGGCUUCCAACUUUAGCUUGAUGAGGACCUUGGCCGUCCUAGCUCUUGCAUUUGCCUUGUGCUUGCAAGCCACCAUAGGGGAAAUAACAUGUGAACACCUUGACCAAGACACCUGCACAUACGCGGUGUCGUCCACAGGCAAGCGCUGUGUGCUGGAGAAGCACGUCAGGAGGAGCGGUGAGGAAGAAUACACCUGCCGCACUUCUGAAAUUGAAGCUGAUAAGAUCAAGAACUGGAUUGAAACCGACCAGUGCGUGAAAGCAUGCGGGCUCGACCGAAAAUCCUUUGGCAUCUCAUCAGAUUCCCUCCUCGACUCUCGCUUCACAGAAAUGCUUUGCUCCCCUCAAUGCUACAACAGCUGCCCCAACGUCGUCGACCUUUACUUCAACCUGGCCGCCGGUGAAGGUGUUUUUCUUCCAAAAUUAUGUGAGGCACAAGGAGCAAACGCACGCAGAGGAAUGGCUGAGAUCCGAAGCUCAGGUAUGGUUGCACCAGGACCCGCCAGCGGUGCGAAGUUCUUCGGAGUUGCCCCAGCAAUGGCGCCGUGCUAGAUCCUGAUUGAGUGGAAUUUAUUAUACAAAGACUUCACAAAAGUUUAGUUUACAAUAAACGAAAGUUGCACUAGGGGUUUUAGAAAGCAGGGGUCAUUUGCAUGGACCAUCUUAAUUUGGUGUAUACAGGCCAAUAAAGUGCUACUUUCUAUCAGUAGAUUUCAUUAUGAGGUUUGCUUUUGCUUUGUUUAUUUGCUUAUUGUAAUGGGUAUGACAAACAAAAUUACAUGUGAAAUAUAGAUUAAAAGAGUUAUUUUAAUGUGAUA
Molecule: messenger RNA, 928 nt
Organism: Theobroma cacao (cacao)
Lineage: Eukaryota; Viridiplantae; Streptophyta; Magnoliopsida; Malvales; Malvaceae
Product: PAR1 protein
Source: RefSeq, a predicted model, not a curated record